AUGAUGGAGCCGAAUUCGAUAUUCCACUGCGACAAAUCUUGCAUUGGUAAAAUCCUCCCUCGGGAGGCUUCGAUUGGCCAAUCUUCUCGUAUUUUCUACUGUUUGCCCGAAUUAGGAGUUCCUUUCAAAUGGGAGUCGAAUCCCGGCACGCCUAUCGACCCUCCAUUAGAAGAUCGAAUUAUUUUCCCACUAAGUCCUUCACCUAUGAUGCAGAGUUCGGGUCUCCCUUUGCCGAGCUUGCACGAUCAAGAAAACCGAGCAAAAGAUUCGGCCAAUAUUUGGAGUAUAAGAAAAAUAGCGAAAACAAAAUUCAUACGGGAUGUAAUUAGUAAGAAGAUGGGUUCACUAGGCAAAUGGAGUACUCGUCGUAAGAAAAAGCAAACGAGCUCGGUUUUUGUGGGUUCGAGCUUCUCCUCAAGCUCUUCUCUCUCGACUUUUUCGUCGAAUAGUCAUGUUUUGGGUUCGUCAUCGGUUAUUGAUGAUGAUGGCCCGUUUUAUUGCGACUCGUUGGACAAUAGGAUCUUCUCGAGGGCCUCGGCAUUAGAAAAGUUUUCGGUUCCCUUGGAAAACGGGCAAACUCCAGCUAGUGUUCCGUUUGGAUGGGAAUCGCAACCGGGAACACCAAAAAACCUGCCGGAAAACGAGCUCAUACCGCCUCCGAGCCUUCCACCGGCCGUGCAGAGCCUCUCUCUGCCACUUCCGAAGCUUCUAGAAGACGAGGAUGAGGCUAAGAACGGGUCGACUUGGAAAAGGGCUCGACUUUGGAGGAGAAAAAAGAAGAAUGUGGAGUCGGAGGCUUCUUUCAGACGAUCGACUUCUUCUUUAUCGUCUUUUAAUUAUGGGAGUUAUUUGAGUUGUUUAAGACCUUGGAGCAGAAGUGAUUAUGUUGGUUUUGCCAAGAGGAAAUUCAAGUCACUCAUGUUCUAA
Molecule: messenger RNA, 927 nt
Organism: Striga asiatica
Lineage: Eukaryota; Viridiplantae; Streptophyta; Magnoliopsida; Lamiales; Orobanchaceae
Source: the annotation of a GenBank genome assembly